AUGGCAUUAGACCCAGGUCCUCCUUCUGCCUCUGCCCCAGCCUUCCUGGCUGAAGGUUGGGGGGCCCAGGUCCGAUGCUCUGCCAGCUCCUUCCUGUAUGACCCGUGGACUGUGGAUCCCCCUUCUCUGAGCUACAAGAGAACGGGGUGGUGUUUCCAGCAAUGGAGCGUCUGUGUGGAAUCAGCCACCCCGCCCUCCGGCUCCUUCUGGGUUACACCCCAUCCUCGGGGCUGCCCCCUCGAUUUCCUUGAGAAACAGAAGACUCUGAGGGUGCCUCCCCUUCCUCCCGAGGGCACAGCCUUGCCUCUCAAGAGUUGGGUUCAGGAGCAGCGGGCACGCCUGGGCACGGCUGGGUGGUCACCUCGGGCGAGGGACGGGGCAGAAAGAGGAACUCUGUGUCCAGGACACUGUGAUCCCUGGCCAGGGCCCAGGCCUGGGUCGGAGCAGCCACCAGGAGACGUCUGCGGCACGAAUGGGGACCGACCAUGCUUUGGACUCCUGCUCACCCACCGCUUUCUGCUCCCCUGGGUGUCGGCUGCCGCGCAGAACCUAAGGUGGGACUGCGGCCCCUGGCGCGGGAGCCGCCUACCCGCUGCAAGCCCCGGCCCUCGAGGCGGCACCCCGGACCCGGGCGCGGGACCGUGCGCAGACCUGACCGGCAGGGGGCAAGCUCGCUCCGCGCGGCCGGGCCGGGCGGGUCUGAGUGCGCAGGCGCGGGUAUGGGCCGACGCUGCAGUUCCCCGGGUAGCCGCGGGGUGGCGCGGCGGAGGCGGCGAGCGGUGCUCGCGGAGAAGGCCCCUCCGCCACGCCCGCCCUCCGGGGGGUGCCUGGCACCCAGGCCAAGGCCUCUGGGCGUCCGAGGGUGCAGGGGCGGCUGCAAGAGAUAGCUGGCCUUCACGAAGUGACCGCUACAGGCAGCGCAGUCGCGGCCGCGUGUGCCCUGUCUGGGGUCACCAGAGCAGGACAGAGCUGGGGGCGGGCGCGGCACGGCUGGUGGGAACGGAAGACCCAAGGGAAAGGAAUGAGGGCGACUGGAAGCAGGCUGGGGGCCACCUCUCCACAGGAGAGGUCUGGCUCCUCUGGCAAACCCUGCAGCCCCAAGCAGGCUCCCAGCAGGCAUGGGACUGAAGACUGGGGAAGCGUCCUUCCCGACGCUGGGAAUCUGGUCUGCCGUGGCAAAUCCUGGGCAGCCCCACAACCCUUCUGUGUCACAGUGUCCCUGGGUUCAGCAAGCCACUGUGAGGCCAGUGAUGCCCUUCCACUCCAGCCUUGUCUGCAGAAAAGACGGAAUUAUGAGUGGACAGAUGAAGAAUGCUGAGUCACUGUCCGUCUCCUGAUCCUUCCCAGUGGACAGAUGAAG
This is a messenger RNA of Saimiri boliviensis boliviensis (Bolivian squirrel monkey), 1360 nucleotides long. The record is from RefSeq and is a predicted model, not a curated record. NCBI's taxonomy places the organism in Eukaryota, Metazoa, Chordata, Mammalia, Primates, Cebidae.